GGCUAACGGGGCUCGUCGCCGCGGCGGGGGGAGAAGGGGGUGUCAGUGCGGUGCCCGGGGACAGUUUGUUCCAGGUGGGCAGCCGCAGCCAUGAUGCACAUGAGCUUCUUCCAGAUGCUGAGGGCCAAGAAAGAACUCAUCCCCCUCGUCGGAGUCGUGACUUUUGCAGCGGUCGGGGCUGUCUCUGUUUCCAUCUAUUCCCUCUUCAAGACCGAUGUGAUCAUUAAUAAGACUGGCAAUCCAGAACCUUGGGAAGCUAUAGACCCUACUCAGCCUCAGAAGCUAUUAACAAUCCAGCAAAAAUGGAAGCCUAUAGAAGAGCUGGAAAAGGUCAAAAAGCUUACAAAGUGACAAGUUUCAGUUGCCUCAAAAAAGGUACUCUAUGAAUCUAGUGGAAUCA
Nothoprocta perdicaria is the source of this 400-nucleotide messenger RNA. It is a transcript of the gene COXFA4L3, whose product is annotated as chromosome unknown C15orf48 homolog. The transcript is spliced from 4 exons. The coding region runs from base 91 to 351 and encodes 86 amino acids. The record is from RefSeq and is a predicted model, not a curated record. NCBI's taxonomy places the organism in Eukaryota, Metazoa, Chordata, Aves, Tinamiformes, Tinamidae.